Messenger RNA from Neoarthrinium moseri, 1695 nucleotides. RefSeq lists its product as uncharacterized. Gene Ontology annotation, molecular function: CoA-ligase activity. The record is from RefSeq and is a predicted model, not a curated record. The transcript has 8 exons. Lineage: Eukaryota; Fungi; Ascomycota; Sordariomycetes; Amphisphaeriales; Apiosporaceae. The coding region runs from base 1 to 1695 and encodes 564 amino acids.
AUGGUCUUCUAUCCACCAAGCUGGGCCCCGGAGCUCCCCAUUGACCCUCCGGACUCAAUUACGAUUGCAGAGUUCAUGAGAAACGAGAAGUAUGGCAGAUGUCCGCUCUCACAAAGUCGCAAUCCGUUCACUUGCGGGUUGACGGGGAGAACUUACUCAGCAACCCAAUUCUUUCAGCGAUCAGAAUCCCUAGCAAAAUCCCUAAGCAAGAGGAUGGGAUGGGCACCUAAUGAGGGCACGUGCUGGGAUAAAGUCGUUGGCAUAUUUUCAUUCAACACCAUUGAUUAUAUCCCGGCUGCAUAUGCUGUCCACAGGCUGUCUGGAAUUGCAAGCCCCGCGAAUGCAGCCUAUUCGGAGCCUGAGUUGACUCAUCAGCUUAAAUCCUCGGGGGCACAGAUUCUGUUCACUUGCAUCCCUCUCCUUGACAUAGCAGUUAAAUCUGCUGAGGCAGCUGGGAUUCAGAAGGAUAGGAUUUUCAUCUUGCCCAUGGUGGGGGACAAGAAACGUGUGCCCUUUCAGAGCAUCGAGGAGCUUAUAUCAGAAGGUGAAAGUCUGCCCGAGCUCGAGGCUCUGAGUUGGACCGAAGGUCAAGGUGCCCGGCAACCGGCUUUCUUAUGUUUUUCAAGCGGGACGUCCGGUCUUCCGAAAGCUGUGAUGAUAUCCCACAGAAAUGUCAUCGCAAACAUCCUGCAGCAUACCACAUAUGAGUCUGUUGCACGAAAACAACUGGGUAUCUCAACACAAGUUGAGCUGGGUCUCAUGCCUCAAAGCCAUAUAUAUGGACUUAUUGUUGUUUCCCACACGGCCCCCUGGCGCGGGGACGAGAUCAUAAUCUUGCCGAAGUUUGAGUUUGAGUCCUACCUUGCAGCCAUACAACGCUUCAAGAUCGAACAUCUCAUCAUUGUACCACCAAUAGUCAUCCGAAUGUUGCAAUCAAGAGACGUUUGCAGCAAGUAUGACCUGAGCAGCGUGCGAUUCGUUUACUCUGGCGCGGCGCCUCUAGGUGAGGAAACCAUCGAAGACCUCAAAAAAAUAUAUCCCAAGUGGACCGUUGCUCAAGCGUAUGGUAUGACUGAGACGGCUGUGGUCGUAAGCUCAACCAGCGAACACGAUGUUGUCAACCGUUCCUCUGGCUCCUUGCUCCCUGGCAUUCGGGUUAAGAUAGUCGAUCUCGAAGGCAACGAGGUUACCGAGUGCGACAAGUCUGGAGAAAUUCUCGUCCAGUCCCCUUCAUCUGUGCUUGGAUAUUUGAAUAAUGAGAAAGCCACCACUGAAACCUUCGUUCAUGACAAGGAUGGUCGAUGGGUUAAAACUGGAGAUGAAGGACUUUUCACCAAGUCUCCUUCCGGCCAUGAGCAUUUGGUAAUUGUCGACAGAAUCAAGGAACUCAUAAAAGUCAAGGGCCAUCAAGUCGCACCGGCAGAACUGGAAGCACACAUCCUCGCACACCCUGCUGUUUCGGACUGCGCCGUGAUCCAAACACCAGAUGACCGAAGCGGUGAGGUCCCGAAGGCCUUCGUGGUCAAGUCCCCUGAGUUCGCAAAGCAAUCAGAAGAUGAGGUCGCUCAAAUAAUCAUCAAGCAUGUUGCAGACCACAAGUCGCACUAUAAGAGAAUCACCGGAGGGGUUGAAUUCCUGGAUGAGAUACCUAAGAGCCCUAGCGGCAAGAUUCUUCGAAGAGGCGAAGUCCUUUAG